Molecule: messenger RNA, 1124 nt
Organism: Prorocentrum cordatum
Lineage: Eukaryota; Dinophyceae; Prorocentrales; Prorocentraceae
Source: the annotation of a GenBank genome assembly
GGGACGGGAGCCCGAGACUCCGCGGCGCAGUGGGCACGGCCACGCAGCCGGCCCGCACGCGGAGAGAGAUGGUCGCGGCCGGCGGCGCGCACACCGUGCUGCUCCGGAGCGACGGCACCGCCGUGGCCUGCGGCCUGAACCACCACGGCCAGCGCGACCUCCCUGCGCCGCCCGAGGGGCGGGCCUACACCCAUCGGAGAAGGAAACCGUGGCCGCAGGGGGGGAACACGGGGCGCACACCGUGCUGCUCCAGAGCGACGGCGCCGCCGUGGCGUGCGGCCACAACGGCCUCGGCCAGUGCGGCCUCCCGGCGCCGGCGGCAGGCCAGACCUACACCCAGGUGGCCGCGGGAGGCGCGCACACCGUGCUGCUCCAGAGCGAUGGCACCGCGGUGGCGUGCGGCCACAACGGCCUCGGCCAGUGCGUCCUUCCGGCGCCGGCGAAGGGGCGGGCCUACAUGCAGGUGGCCGCAGGGGAGCAGCACACCGUCCUGCUGCAGAGCGACGGCAUCGCCGUGGCAUGUGGCUGGAAUGGCCAUGGGCAGUGCCGCCUUCCAGCGCCGGCAGGGGGCCAGACCUACACGCAGGUGGCCGCAGGGGGGGAGCACACGGUGCUGCUCCAGAGCGACGGCACCGCCGCGGCGUGUGGCUGGAAUCGCCACGGGCAGUGCGACCUUCCGGCGCUUGCGCAGGGCCAGAUGUAUACCCAGGUGGCCGCUGGAGGGAGGCACACUGUUCUGCUCCGGAGCGAUGGCACCGCCGUGGCGUGUGGCGACAACGGCCAUGGCCAGUGCGACCUUCUGGCGCCAGCAGGGGGCCGGGCCUACGCGCACGUGACCGCAGGCACGGUGCAUACCGUGCUGCUCCAGAGCGAUGGCACCGCUGUGGCGUUUGGUUGGAAUCACUAUGGCCAGUGUGACCUUCCAGCGCCGGCGGAAGGCCUGACCCACGCUGCCGACCUCCUGCCCACUCUGCUGCUGCAGGCACACCUGGACGGCGGCUCGGUGUGCUUCGUGACCCUGGGCGGGGAGGAGCGCUACCGGAUCAGGGCGGCACCCGGCGAUCGCCUCGCCAGCAUUCGCCAUCAGCUGACGGCGACUCACCUGGAGCGCGGGCCCGGCCCAG